CGAAACUCAGUCAGUUGUAUUUUCACGAUGUCGGCGAUCAACACGUUUGUGGCCAUGUGGCGGUUUCUGCUGACCCUUGGCCCCUCGGCCAUGAUCAUCCUGCUCCUGAACAAGGGAAUCCUGGAGCAGCGGCCGGAUAUUGUGGAUGAGCAGCAUCGCGUUCGCUCCAUACAUAUCGAAGAUCUUCGUGAAUCUUACGAUUUUAUAGUCAUUGGCGGCGGAUCGGCGGGUUGUGUUUUGGCCGCCAGACUCUCGGAGAAUCCGGAAUGGAGUGUACUUCUGUUGGAGGCCGGAGGGGAUGAGCCCCUUCUCAUCGAUUUGCCGCAACUGUAUCCGGUGUUCCAGCGAAGUCCGUGGGACUGGAAAUACCUUACCGAACCAUCGGAUCGAUACUGUUUGGCCAUGGAGGAUCAACGCUGCUUUUGGCCAAGGGCCAAAGUCUUGGGAGGAUGCAGUUCCAUCAACGCGAUGAUGUAUAUACGUGGAAAUAGACGGGACUACGAUCAAUGGGCGGAAUUGGGAAAUCCCGGCUGGAAUUAUGACAAUGUUCUGCACUAUUUCCGCAAGUUGGAGGACAUGAGGGUGCCUGGAUUCGAACGUAGUCCGUACCAUGGCCAUGGAGGUCCCAUUUCCGUUGAAAGAUAUAGAUUUCCUUCGCCGCUUUUGGAUAUUUUCAUGAGGGCUGCCCAGCAGCUGGGCAUGGUUCAUCCCGAUGGCGAUUUCAAUGGUCGCUCUCAGACAGGAUUCGCUCCACCGCAUGGAAGCCUCCGUGAUGGAUUGCGCUGCAGUGCCAACAAAGGAUAUAUUCGACGCAGUUGGCAGCGUCCUAAUUUGGAUAUCGUCCUCAAAGCCUUUGUCGAGCGAAUUGUGAUCGAUCCGCAAUCGCAUCGAGCAAUGGGAGUGAUCUUCGAAUACGGUCUGCUGAAGCACACGGUCAGAGCAAAUCGGGAGGUGAUUCUGUCCGCAGGAUCCUUGGCUAGUCCACAGCUGCUGAUGGUCAGUGGUGUGGGCCCGAGGAAUCAACUGGAACCACUAGGCAUUCCGGUGCUGCAGCAUUUACCCGGCGUGGGUGGCAAUCUGCAGGAUCACAUCUCCACCUCGGGUGCAAUCUACACGUUUGACAGUCGACAAAAUCGUCAUCUGUCGUUUAUUGUGCCCGAAAUGAUGAAUGAACAGGCGGUGGAGGAUUUCGUUCAAGGAUCAGAUAGCUUCUUCUACGCCAUGCCAGUGAGUGAGGUGAUGGGCUUCUUCAGCACUCGCUAUCAGGAUCCCCGACUGGAUUGGCCCGAUGUUCAGAUCUUUAUGGGUAGCUAUGGCUAUGGAGCCGAUGGUGGAAUGAUUGGUCGCAGAGGAGCUGCCAUUACAUUGGACAACUAUGCCGAGGCAUUUGAGCCGGUGAUCUACCAGGACUCGUUUGUGAUAGCUCCACUGCUGAUGCGACCACGCUCCAGGGGAUUCCUACAGAUACGCUCUGCAGACCCUAAAGUCCAUCCCCUAAUCCAUGCCAACUACUAUGACGAUCCGCACGACAUGGCCGUGAUGGUGGAGGGCCUGAAGUUGGCCCAUCGUCUAACCCAAACUCCGGUGAUGCAAUCCCUGAAUGCCACUAUGAACAUCUACGAGUGGCGCAAUUGCCCGGAGGUGGAGUACCUCAGCGAUGCCUUUUGGGAGUGCUUGGCCAGAUUCUACUCGCAGACGAUCUACCAUCCGGUGGGCACAUGCAAGAUGGCACCAGCUUCGGAUCCCGCCGGUGUCGUAGAUCCCCGACUGCGGGUCAGAGGAAUGCGGGGAUUGCGGGUCAUCGAUGCCAGUAUAAUGCCCACUAUUCCAACUGGGAAUACGAAUGCUCCGACUCUAAUGCUGGCGGAAAGGGGAGCGGAUAUCAUCAAGGAGGACUGGCGCCACUAUAGAGAUGGAGGCUGGGGUUAGGUACCAUGAUAUUUUUUCUUUUGUACUUUAAUUUAAACCAAUAAAAUAAUUUUUAAACAGA
Drosophila simulans is the source of this 1990-nucleotide messenger RNA. RefSeq names its product glucose dehydrogenase [FAD, quinone]. The transcript has 2 exons. Lineage: Eukaryota; Metazoa; Arthropoda; Insecta; Diptera; Drosophilidae. The record is from RefSeq and is a predicted model, not a curated record. Gene Ontology annotation, molecular function: flavin adenine dinucleotide binding; oxidoreductase activity, acting on CH-OH group of donors. Bases 28 to 1929 code for a protein of 633 amino acids.